AUGCACUCCACCACCACUCUUUUCGCCCUGGUGGCGCCCCUCCUCGCCAAUGCCCAACAGGCAUACGGGCCACAGUACCAACAGCCCUCGUCUUCUGCCGUCCCUCCGCCACCACCGGUCAUUAGCACGCUUCUGCCGCCGCCGCCGUACCCGCAUCACUCGUACCCUCCUUACCCAGCUGGCAAUUCCUCCAUGCCCGCCUCAUCUGGAACAGCACCCGGUCCAACGGCGCCUGCAUCGACGACGGUACCAGCGAUACCGUCCUCGAGCUCAGAAGCCCACCCAUACCCGCCGCAAUCCACCUCCGCUCCCCCAGGUCCGCCAAACCCAUACUGGCAUGGCCCGUCCUCGACUCCUGGUGGUCCAAACCCAUACUGGCAUGGCCCGUCCUCGACUCCCGGUGGUCCAAACCCAUACUGGCACGGCCCAUCCUCGAGCUCCGCCCAACCAUACGUGCCAGAGUCCACCUCCGCACCUCCAGGUCCCCCUCCAUACCCUCAUCCACCGGCGUCCACGUCGGCACCUCCAGGUCCUCCUCCAUACCCCAAUCCACCCGCAUCCUCGUCGGCACCUCCAGGUCCUCCUCCAUACCCUCACCCACCGGCAUCGACCUCCGCACCUCCAGGUCCCCCUCCAUACCCUCACCCACCCUACCCAGCCGGCAACAGCUCCCUCCCCGCUUCAUCCGGCACAGCACCCGGUCCAACCGCACCUGCUACCACCGACCGCAUUCCCUACACCGUCCCCACGGCCGGAAUCUACACUCUCCCUCCACCCAUCACCCUCUUAACGAGCACCAUCUCGGCACCCCCCGCUUGCCCGACCACGUUGACGUAUACGAACCCGGGCGUCCUGGACGGAUGCGACAUCAAGCAGUAUGGACACACGAGUACCGCGUGGGUGGAUUGUCAUGGUUGUCAGGAAUUGGUGACGAGUACUUAUUAUAAUCCUUUCGCGGGGUUGGGGCCGUCCCAGCGGCUCCAGUGCUGCGCCGCCCGCCCCGACGACGACGAGUGCGGGUGGGGAGGGACCGCCACCGGGGUAUUAUCAUCAGCCGCCGCAGACGAAGGUUUAGAGUGGUUGAGAGAAAUGUAUGAAGAGGGGAGAGGAGGAGGGAGUGGAGGAUGA
This is a messenger RNA of Zymoseptoria tritici IPO323, 1128 nucleotides long. RefSeq lists its product as uncharacterized. The transcript is spliced from 2 exons. NCBI's taxonomy places the organism in Eukaryota, Fungi, Ascomycota, Dothideomycetes, Mycosphaerellales, Mycosphaerellaceae. The record is from RefSeq and is a predicted model, not a curated record. The coding region runs from base 1 to 1128 and encodes 375 amino acids.